Messenger RNA from Cryptomeria japonica (Japanese cedar), 1458 nucleotides. Its product is annotated as bark storage protein A-like. The coding region runs from base 1 to 1458 and encodes 485 amino acids. Gene Ontology annotation, molecular function: catalytic activity. Gene Ontology annotation, biological process: nucleoside metabolic process. NCBI's taxonomy places the organism in Eukaryota, Viridiplantae, Streptophyta, Pinopsida, Cupressales, Cupressaceae. The transcript is spliced from 10 exons. The record is from RefSeq and is a predicted model, not a curated record.
AUGGCUUUCCACAGCUCUGCGUUUUUUCUGUUUUUGUUGAUUGCAUUUCCAUUACUCUCCCAUGCUGAAAUUUCGGAGGAGGUGGCUCAAAAGAUCAAGCGUAUCAAUGCCAAGGGCGAAUAUCAUGGGCUGGUGGUUUCCGGUGAGGCAGAACUAAAAGUGGUUCUGGCUCAGGGAUGGUUCCGUCCUGACCAGGACUUGCCUACUGUAGAUAUCUCUGCUCGAAGGUUCCGUGUGGGAGAUGUUCAAGGGUGCAGGACUAUUCUGGCCAUGACCGGAAGUGGAUCGAUUAAUGCAGCGCAGACGACACAGUUGCUGCUGACUCACUUUCGUGUGAAGGGAGUAAUUCACUAUGGAAGAGGGGCGACUGCAAAACCCAACGAUCUGAGUAUUGGAGACAUUGCUAUUCCCCGUCAAUUCGCACACACUGGCGUCUGGUAUUGGGAGAAAUUUGGAGGUGAUGAGGGAAGCUUCACUCGCGAAAUUGCAAACCUCACGUUUUCGAAAUAUAAUGUUGGAGAAAAGAGAGUUAACAAUAAGCUACAGAGCGUAUAUUUCCAGCCAGAAACUCUCUAUUCGGUGAAAGGAACGCCUGAGGUGGGAACCGCCAAAUUUUGGUUUCGUGUGGACGACAAAUUGUUUGCCACCGCACAGGAGAUUGAGGAUACACUUUUGGACAGGUGCGUGGGGAAAUCGCUGAUAUGUUUGGAACAGCAGCCAAAGAUCCAGAGGGUUGAAAAGGGCAGCAGUGCCAACUUUUAUGUGAAUAACGAGGCUUACAGAGAUUUCCUCAAAACCCAGCUGAAUAUCGCCUCCCUUGACACUGAGAGUGCAGCAAUAGCAAUGGUUUGCGAGGGCGAGAGGAAAGCAUUCCUGGCAAUGAGAUCGAUAACAAAUUACGCAGGAGGAUCUUCUGAAGGAAACGAUGCAUCCGUGAUACAGCAGUUGUGGUAUUUCCAUGCUCGUGCGGCAAUCGUUGCACUUUUCAAGAAACCGGCAGUAGGGGAUUCCUAUGUGGAAUCAGUUGGCGUCCAAAUUGCUGCUGACUCACUUUCAUAUGAAGGGAGUAAUUCAAGACCCAACGAUCUGAGUAUUGGUGACAUUGCUAUUCCCCGUCAAUUCGCACACACUGCCGUCUGGUAUUGGGAGCCAGAAACUGCUUAUUCAGUGAAAGGAAAGCCCGAGGUGGGAAACGCCAAACUUUGGUUUCGUGUGGAUGACAAAUUGUUUGCCACCGCACAGGAGAUUGAGGAUACAAAUCUAGACAAGUGCUUGGGGAAAUCGCUUAUAUGUUUCGAAGAGCAGCCAAAGAUUAAGAGGGUUGAAAAGGGUGGCAGUGCCGACUUUUAUGUGAAUAACGAGGCUUACAGAGACAGCUUCCUUCAUGACAAUUUGAAUAUCGCCUCCCUUGACACUGAGAGCGCAGCAAUCAAAUAUUAUAAUAAUACGAAUUACUGA